AUGACCAAAUAUUUAAAACACAUGUGGCAGCGGAUGGAACAAAUAUUUAAACCUGCUACUUUUCAAGAUAAUUUAGUCUUUGACUUAGCUGGGUACACUAAUAAAUCAAUCACUCAAUCUGAAUUAAAUGGUGAUGGAUUGCUACUAGCUGUUCCAAAGCACAGGCGGUCUCUCGAAAAACGUUUAUCCCACAGAUUUGGAUGGCCGGAGUAUCAUUGGAAACCUCUUAAACCUAAAACAAAUUUGAAAUUAUGUAAAACUUGUGGUCAUCAUUAUGAAUUCGGAAGUAUUUGUGGUAAUUGUUAUGCUAAAACAAAGCAAGAAACUGAUAUUCUACAGAAGGACAUGGAUUUUGGUUGCGGUUUUACACAAAACUUAUCUGUUAUAUCUAAAACUGCGAUAAGUGGAUUAAAAAUUUUUUGCAAGGAGCAUAAGAUAGCAGAAUCAAAAAAAAAGGAUUCAAAAUGGUUCAACCAAAAUUUACUGGAGUCUUCAACGAAAAAAUAAAUUAUGACUAGGCAAUUUCGAAUUUUAUGAACUUUU
Trichogramma pretiosum is the source of this 543-nucleotide messenger RNA. It is a transcript of the gene mRpL32, whose product is annotated as 39S ribosomal protein L32, mitochondrial. Gene Ontology annotation, cellular component: mitochondrial large ribosomal subunit. Bases 1 to 507 code for a protein of 168 amino acids. Gene Ontology annotation, biological process: translation. Gene Ontology annotation, molecular function: structural constituent of ribosome. The record is from RefSeq and is a predicted model, not a curated record. Lineage: Eukaryota; Metazoa; Arthropoda; Insecta; Hymenoptera; Trichogrammatidae. The transcript is spliced from 4 exons.